AUGAUGGGGAAGCAAGAAUCGAUACCCGGUAAACAAUACGAAGGAACACAAGGAGCAAGUAAUUCUCAUUCAAGCACUAACCUAGAGAGAGAUAUGGCACUUAGUACUAAAACAAAUCAGGUUAAGAUUAAGUCAGAUUGUGAUGCUUUUCACCAGUUAUGGAAGGCAAACCCCAACCAAGUUCCCACCUUGACACCGACUUACAUCCAAAACUGCCAAGUCCAUGAAGGUGAAGUUGGAAACCUGGGCUGUUGUCUCGUCUGGAACUAUUUUCAUGAUGGAAAAGACCGUGUUGGAAAAACAAUAACCACGGAUUUCAACGAGGGAAAAAAGUUGGUCACAUUUAAGGUUGUUGAAGGUGAUCUCAUGGAUUUAUAUAAGACCUUUGUUAUACAUAUUCAAGUAGACAAAGAUGGUUCAGACAACAUUGUCACAUGGACUGUUGAGUAUGAGAAGUUGAACCCAAAUGUUCCUGAUCCCGAUACGCUGAUGGAAUUCUACGAGAAGGUUACCAGAGACAUAGAGGCUUGCCAACUCCCGAAUUAA
Lactuca saligna is the source of this 546-nucleotide messenger RNA. Lineage: Eukaryota; Viridiplantae; Streptophyta; Magnoliopsida; Asterales; Asteraceae. The record is from the annotation of a GenBank genome assembly.